CAAAGAAGAAACGAGACGUCACAUCCGGAGUCGUUUGAGUGAGUCGUGCGCCAAAAGAAAAAGUUAUUUUGUCUGAACAGCGAAGAUAUUUCUGAUGUGUACGGCAGUGGACAACGGAGAAAUAAUCAUCCUCAGCGAUGAUGAGGAUGAUGAUGAUAAAGAAGACUGUGACAAAUCAUGCAACGAACCCUCAGUUCUUAUUGUGGAGGCGGAAGAUGUGAAGAAAAAUGACUGUGAUUUACCCCCCAGUGCUCUGGAUGAAGACCUGGUUGUUACCUUCUCCCGCCGUGCAGAGGUGCUGCCUCACGCACGAUACGACUGUCCAGUACAUCCUUUCUUGGCUACAGAAAGUGAGGUUGGGGCUCCUGUGGCUGAAAACAAGCUCUUUUGUGAUCAGUGUUUCUGUUACAUCUGUGACAAGCUGGCUUCAACGUGUGAAAUGUGGUAUCACAAAGGUCUGUGUCACAGCAACAGCCACAAAAGAAGCAACUUCUGGAGCCAAUUAAGAAACACAGCACUGCUGGGAAGACUCAAGGGUUUCGACCUUACACUUUCUGACAUAGACGCUCACCUCCGACAUGCAGAGGCCAUGCUCCAGAGCUUCAGACAAGAGCUAUCUGCUUGGUUUUUAACUUUCCAGAAGGGAAAGUCGUUUGAGGAGUAUGGUCUGAAGGUACACAACCAGCAAGGUCGCAUCCACGAUUAUACUGAAGUGUACGAGUUUGUGUCAUCAUUUCUGAACAAGGCCGAUGAACAGGACGGCAGAGCUGCAGCCGUCUUGAAUCUAGGAGCUGCUGAGGACUUUAUUAGACAUUUUCAAGUCACAGGGGCUCUAAUCCCACAAUCUCCAACGGCCAAUCCUGCUGAAGCCAAAGGAAUGUUACUGAAAAGGGUAAUAUCAUCGCUGCAGAGACAGAUGGUAAUGGCUGAUUUCACUCCAGAGUUUAUCAACAAACUUCAGGAAUUUUACAAGAGAUUGUCCUUCCCCCACGAGCUAAAGAGCUUGAAGAACAGACUGUGUGUCCGUCCUUGGGAUGAUGUCCUGCUAGUGUCGGUGCUGAAGGGACAGAACGUGUCAGGGGUUCGCACAGACAAAGGCAAGAAGGAUGUCCUGAUUGAACAGUUUUCUAUAGUUUUACUGAGAACAGAAGCACUACAGCAGCAGCGCAGGUAUAAAGAAUUGUGCCGCUACCUUCGAGUGGUCCAGACUGAUGAUCCCAAACUUCUCCAGCAGGUACAAGACCUCGUCCCUUUCUUCACGAGUAUGGAGGGGGACUUCACGUCAGCUCUGCACAGAUUCUUCCCCUCAGUUAACGCUCCUGCCUCCCGCCUCACCCCGCCUCUCUUCAUGACUUAUUUCUACAUCUUUAAAUUUGCCACAGCACCGAAGCUGGUGGUCAGCCAGCACGAUCAGAUCUGUUUUCCUGCUGUAGCGUGGGAGCCAAUAAAAGAUGCCAAGCCUCUGAAGCUUGUUGAGCUGGUGAAGUUUGCUCUGAGGGUGCAGAAAUGCUGCUCUGCUGUGUACAAUGAUACCCAGUGUUGGACCAUUUUACUCAAAGAGGUCAACUCAGCCGCUCUACCAGCACCAAGCCCUCAGUUUCUACAUGAAACCAAGGAUUCUGUGAAUUCGAUACUACUCAACAUGAAUGGGACAAAUAUACAUAUCCCACGGUUCUUUCUGGUGGUGUACCCAGAUCAGGCUUUGUUGCUGUUGGUAACGGGGGCUUUAAGUUUAAGGAUCCUGAACGGGGCUUUGAGUCCGGCCCUCACUUUGCUCAGCACUUUUCAGGAGAAUGUUUGGGCUCUCGAGUGGCUGUGGGAGACUUUGUCCGUAGACCGCCUCAGCGCCUUCGUACAUGAGGUCACACAGGAGAUAGAAAACACAACAGAUGGGGGAAAUUAUGUACACCUUCUUCGUGCCAUUAUUCCCACUCUGUCGUCUUCAACGGAGAGCUGGGACCACACUUACUGCAGUCCAGAGGAUAUUAGACUCUUCUCUUCUCGAGGGAAGGUCCCCUCGCAGCCUCAGCCGUUGUAACUAAGCCUGAUUUCCACGCUGCAGAUCUUGGCUUUACUGAGGACUCAGCACAACUCCUCUAGAUGUGUCAGAGUUGAAUGAUUGAUGAGUGACAGAUGAAUGAAUAAGUGUUUGGAUCUUCUUUUUUCAUACAGACAACAGAAUUGCCCAGGAGAGACCAGCAGACAAAUGGACUGACAGAGAUUUUAACAUUAUUAAGUCACUUUAUUUUGUUUAAUACUUAACCGACUUGAUCAGUUUAUGUUCAGGAUGCUGAUGGUCUAAACUGGAUACAAGCUUAAUACUGCACUGUGGGGAACUGUUGGUAUGUAAACUGAAAAGUUGAGUGUUUUAUGAACCAUUGAAAUAAAAUGAUAGAUGUUCUGGAUUGCUGUUAUUGCUUUAACUGCUUAAACGAGAAUCCCAAAUAUUUAUAUAAUAUGUGUGUGUGUGUGUAUAUAAAUAUAUGUAUAUAUAUAUAUAUGUCGGGGGGAAUCGGCAUCGUCACUACCUGGAGCUUGCAUGUAUAGAGCCUGGGUCUGUUGAAGGUGAAUUGUGUGUAGGAUGGUGAGAGCAAGCAUGGACGUCAUCAGUGCUUUAUUUUUACAGUCUAUGGUGCUUACCGGUAAAUAUCUUGUUUAAUUUCAAACUCAAAAUUUUGUUUAAUGUAGUGAUUGCAAAUUUUAUGAUAAUGUAAAAACAACAAGGGGGAGCUAAAUGUUCAAGAUUAUUCCCAUGAACAGAUUUUCUCCUUUACACGAGUCUGUUAAAAAAAUGUAUUUAUAAAAGUGAAGACUUUUUAAGUGUAUGUUAUGUUGCAUGGAACAUUCAAUACAACCUAUACUUGUAUUAAACAGAACAAUCAUGUUAAACUUAGUGCAUUAGGAUCGUACUUUAUUGAUCCCCAGAGGGGAUAUUCGGGAUUUCAUUAUACAGCAUCUAAACUAGUUACAUUACAGCACAACAGACAGGAGACAUUUUUUUUUAAAGUAAAUAAUGACAAGUUCAUGUAAUUCUGAACCAUCAAGCUGCAUAAACUCAAAGUAACAAUAUAUCAAAUCUGUUGUUUUGGCUGCUUAAAUUAUACAGUUUUAAUUCUAGGCUCAAUAGCUUAAAUAUAUAGAGUUGAUGUGAUUCAGAAGUACAGGUAAUCUUUCAUUUUAAAAACGUCAAACUUUAUAAAAAGUCAAGUGUUUCUGCUGCAUAGGCUGUCAGCAUGUAAAAGUUGUUGGUGCCAGAGAGGCACAAGUGCAUUACAUCCAGUACUAUGUAAAGCACUCCUCACAGCAUUGAAAAAAAAAAAAAAA
Labrus bergylta (ballan wrasse) is the source of this 3324-nucleotide messenger RNA. NCBI's taxonomy places the organism in Eukaryota, Metazoa, Chordata, Actinopteri, Labriformes, Labridae. The record is from RefSeq and is a predicted model, not a curated record.